This is a messenger RNA of Melanotaenia boesemani (Boeseman's rainbowfish), 2688 nucleotides long. RefSeq names its product phosphodiesterase 6B, cGMP-specific, rod, beta (gene pde6b). Gene Ontology annotation, cellular component: photoreceptor outer segment membrane. Lineage: Eukaryota; Metazoa; Chordata; Actinopteri; Atheriniformes; Melanotaeniidae. Gene Ontology annotation, biological process: signal transduction; retina development in camera-type eye. Gene Ontology annotation, molecular function: 3',5'-cyclic-nucleotide phosphodiesterase activity; protein binding. The record is from RefSeq and is a predicted model, not a curated record. Bases 1 to 2565 code for a protein of 854 amino acids. The transcript is spliced from 23 exons.
AUGGGUGUGCAAAAGGAAGAUGUGGAAAAGUUCCUUAGGGACAACCCUGCGUUUGCUGAAAAGUACUUUGCCAAGAAGUUGACUGCUUCCUCCCUAUCGAAGCUGUCAGGACUCCCAGAGAAACAAAUCGACUUCAGCCAGUUUCACGAGCUCAGUCAGGUUGAAGAAAGUGUAAUGAUGUAUGACCUGAUCAAAGAUAUGCAAGAGAACGUCAACAUGGAAAGAGUGGUAUUCAAGAUCCUGAAGAGGCUCAGUGCUCUCAUCCAUGCUGACCGCUGCAGCUUGUUCAUGUACCGGCAGCGGAACGGCAUCGGAGAACUGGCCACAAGGCUCUUCAACGUCUCCACAAAUUCAGUGCUGGAGGACUGCGUGGUGCAACCUGACUCUGAGAUCGUCUACCCACUGGACUUGGGAAUAGUUGGCAACGUGGCCCUGACCAAAAAGACGGUUAAUGUGAAAGACGUCAAACAGAGUCAGCACUUCAGCUCAUUCGUCGAUGAACUCACAGAUUACCAAACCAGAUGUGUUCUCGCUACGCCUAUCCUCAACGGCAAAGACAUGGUGGCAGUGAUCAUGGCUCUGAACAAAACCACAGGACCACAUUUUACUGCUGAGGAUGAAGAUCUCUUCUUGAAGUACAUGAAAAUUGCUUCUCUGAACUUAAAGAUCUUCCAUCUGAGUUACCUCCACAACUGUGAGACACGUAAAGGACAGCUGCUGCUGUGGUCUGCCAACAAAGUAUUUGAAGAGCUGACAGAUAUCGAACGACAGUUUCACAAAGCCUUGUACACAGUCCGAGCCUACCUCAACUGUGACCGCUACUCUGUCGGUUUACUAGACAUGACAAAAGAAAAGGAGUUCUUUGACAUCUGGCCUGUGCUGAUGGGAGAGCAGGCACCUUACUCUGGCCCUGUAACUCCUGAUGGCAGGGAGGUAAUCUUCUACAAAGUCAUUGAUUAUAUUUUACAUGGAAAAGAAGAGAUCAAAGUCAUACCCAAUCCACCUGCAGAUCACUGGGCCCUGGGAAGCGGCUUGCCAACUUACGUUGCCGAGAGCGGUUUUAUCUGUAACAUUAUGAAUGCAGCUGCUGACGAGACGUUCCAGUUUCAGACAGAGGCACUGGAUGAGAGUGGCUGGACCAUAAAAAAUGUCCUCUCGCUCCCCAUCGUCAAUAAGAAAGAAGAGAUCGUUGGAGUGGCAACGUUCUACAACAGAAAAGAUGGAAAACCAUUUGAUGAUCAGGAUGAGCAGCUCAUGGAGGCUUUGACUCAGUUCCUGGGGUGGUCAGCUCUGAACACGGACACUUACGACAAGAUUAACAAACUAGAAAACCGGAAAGACAUUGCUCAGGACAUGGUGCUCUAUCAUGUUAAAUGUAGGGAUGAUGAAAUUCAAAAUAUUCUGAACACAAGGGAAGUCUAUGGCGUUGAGCCAUGUGAGUGUGAAGAGGAGGAGCUCCUUGAUAUUCUGAAAAAAGAUCUUCCUCCAUUGAUCAAGAAAUUCGAGAUCUAUGAGUUCCGCUUCUCAGAUUUUAACUGCACAGAGAUGGACCUGGUUAGGUGUGGGAUCCAGAUGUACUACGAAGUUGGAGUAGUCAAGAAGUUCCAGGUCCCCCAAGAGGUGCUGGUGCGCUUCAUGUAUUCAGUCAGUAAAGGAUAUAGGAAAAUCACAUACCACAACUGGCGUCAUGGCUUCAACGUGGGACAGACCAUGUUUACACUGUUAACGACAGGGAUGCUGAAGCGAUACUACACUGACUUGGAGGUCAUGGCCAUGGUAACUGCAGGAUUCCUGCAUGAUAUUGACCACAGAGGAACAAACAACUUGUACCAGGUCAAAUCUGGCAACCCUCUGGCCAAGUUACACGGCUCCUCCAUCUUGGAACGGCACCAUCUAGAGUUUGGAAAGUUCCUGCUGGCUGACGAGUCACUAAAUAUCUACCAGAACCUCAACCGGCGGCAGGUAGAACAUGUGAUUCAUCUCACGGACAUUGCCAUCAUUGCCACCGACCUGGCUCUUUAUUUCAAGAAGAGAACCAUGUUCCAAAAGAUUGUGGACCUUUCACACACAUAUGAAGAUGAAAAGAAAUGGGUGGAAUUCAUGUCUCUAGAAACAACCAGAAAAGAGAUUGUCAUGGCUAUGAUGAUGACUGCGUGUGACUUGUCUGCUAUCACAAAGCCCUGGGAGGUACAGAGCAAGGUUGCCUUGUCUGUGGCAGCAGAGUUUUGGGAACAGGGUGAUUUGGAGAGGACAGUACUGGAGCAGCAACCUAUUCCCAUGAUGGACAGAAACAAGGCAGCAGAACUUCCAAAGCUACAGUGUGGUUUCAUUGACUUUGUCUGCACGUUUGUCUACAAGGAGUUUUCUCGCUUCCACCCACAAAUCCAGCCAAUGUUGGAUGGCAUCCUUAACAACAGGAAGGAAUGGAACGCUAAAAAAGAGGAGUAUGAAGCUAAACUGAAAGCAAUAGAAGAUGAAAAAGCUGCUAAAGAGGCAGCAGCGGCAGCCAAAGCUGCUGCAAACAACCCCAGUGGUGGAGGCUCCAAAACCUGCUCCGUGUGCUAAAAUACCAAAGACAUGUGUACGUUAUGAGGGUGUAAGUAGACACUCGUGAAGGACUGACGUCAGAUUUAUCUGAGAAACACAGCCAACAUAUCUGACUCACUGCCAAGGAAAUAUAUGUCAAUG